This is a messenger RNA of Eriocheir sinensis (Chinese mitten crab), 4915 nucleotides long. Its product is annotated as putative iroquois-class homeodomain protein irx-1. Bases 624 to 1940 code for a protein of 438 amino acids. The transcript is spliced from 7 exons. NCBI's taxonomy places the organism in Eukaryota, Metazoa, Arthropoda, Malacostraca, Decapoda, Varunidae. Gene Ontology annotation, molecular function: DNA-binding transcription factor activity, RNA polymerase II-specific; RNA polymerase II cis-regulatory region sequence-specific DNA binding. Gene Ontology annotation, biological process: neuron differentiation; regulation of transcription by RNA polymerase II; cell development. The record is from RefSeq and is a predicted model, not a curated record. Gene Ontology annotation, cellular component: nucleus.
UCAUAACGUUGAUUUUUGCCAGUAGUUGGCUGGCGCGGGCAGGAGCAGCCCGAAAGAGCGGCUGUGUGCCUUCCCUCGCCUCCCAUUGGCCGACGCCGCUGAUCGCUAUUAGCCCAAGCACCGGCAAUACGCUGAACCAAUCGGCCUCUUCCCCAAGACAAGCCAGCGCUCAGCCAUACACCAGCUGUUUUUAUCCGCCGAACUGUAAAAACGCUCAGGUAACGACGGAACAGUUUUUUAGUGUGGUGCCUCGCCCGCCGCAAGACGUGUGUAGCGUGCUGACGGGGGUCUACUCGGCGCCCCUCACGUGACCCGCCGCCACCACCACCACCACCACCACCUGGCCCGUCGGUCUGCCCGCGGACAACCCUUGAGGGGCACUCCACCUCGGGCCGGACAGACCCUCCAGCCUCGGUACACCAGUGACACGGGAUAAUUGCGGCUCUCGAGUGGCAGGCGAGAGGCAGAGCGUGGCGGCCAUGCAUGUGCAGUGAAUAAGGCAUGGACGGGCAGUGUCUCGCGCCGGUUGGUCAGUUGGUAAAUAAUAGAUAAUUGUGAUCUGUGAUUGAGGUGGUGUAGCGCCAAGUGAUUACCGCCGCCCAAGGCCUCCACACCCACGCGUCAUGGCGAACGUCACCUACACCGGCGCCUCCUCCACCUCCCCCUUGGUGGUGUCGUCCAGCGGUGGCAGCGCCGUAGGGAGCCCUUGUGAGCCCCGGGAACCGCCCCCCCUCCCUGGAGGGAUGGGCGUGGGCGGGUACGACCUGAUGACAUACCAACGCCUCGCCAGCGCCCUCUACGCCCACCCGCCCCACGCCACACUCGACCCAGCCACGCCCACCUCCAUCCCGCCCACCACGCCCACCACUCUCCUGGCGGCCCACGACCCUCUCCUGCAUGGCGGCGGGCUGGAGCUGAAGGAGGGGCUGGGCGGCCUGGGGGGCGGCCCAUGGCCCUACCCCAUGUACUACCCUUACGACACCCUGGCGGCCUACCCCUUCUCCCACGGGUAUGGAAUGGCUUUCGACGCCGCCCGGAGGAAGAACGCGACGAGGGAGACGACGGCGACCCUGAAGGCGUGGCUGAACGAGCACAAGAAGAACCCGUACCCGACCAAGGGCGAGAAGAUCAUGCUGGCCAUCAUCACCAAGAUGACGCUCACACAGGUGUCCACGUGGUUCGCCAACGCUCGCCGGCGCCUGAAAAAGGAGAACAAGAUGACGUGGGAGCCGAGGAACAAAACAGACGAUGACGACGACGACGACGACGACAAGGACGACGAUCAUAACGAUGGUGAGAAGACAAAAGAUGUGGACGUGGGCGGAGAGGGCCGCGGGGUGGAUGACGGCGGCAGUGAAGGGUCGCCGCUCAGGCCGCCCUCGCCCUCCAGCACCACGGGGGGCGGAGAAGGGGCGUCCCUCCCGCCGCAGGCUCCGGCGUCCCCCGUCAAGCCGCGCAUCUGGUCUUUAGCGGACAUGGCCUCCUCAUCGUCAUCGCCUACUUCACCGUCUUCUACCCUGGCGGGCGCGGUGGGCAAGAUGAGCGUCCACCGACCGUUACACCUGGAGGCCUCGCCCUAUGCCCGCCCUCUGCCCAUGGCCCCGCGCCUCCCCACCCCGCAGGAGGCGCUGCUUCAGGUGUACGCCAAGUCCCUGGGCCUCGCACCCCACCACGCCCACUCCUUCCCCGGCCUGCCGUCCGGCCUAAAUGGACUCGGGUCACACUUGUCUCCCCCUGGCCUGGAGGCCCCACUUCCGGCGACGCUGGCAGUGCCGCCCUACAGCUCGGCCAGCCUGCAGCCACCCAUCGUCAGCAGGCCGGUGGCAACGCGCCCCAUCCCCCCUGUGUCGCCGUCGUCCCUGCCCUCCGUGCACCACACACUUCCCGGUGGCGCCAAGAUCACUCCGGCACCGCCGCCCACCCACCGGCCCGAAGGUUAACCUCUCCUGUAGCUUUGUGAUCCCGCCUCCCCUCACCUGGUGGUAACCUGUAGCUCCACUAAUUACCGGUGACCAGAUGUUGUUGGUCAAGCUUUAAGUGUGUCAAGAUUAUAAACCUACGGAGAAAAUAAUCAUCCCUGGCAUGCUGUCGCCGCGACGCCGAUAUCUAAGGAUGGACACGUUUUAGUGAAGUGGUGUGAAAACGAGAGCGGCAGCUGUGGCGAUGCGUGGCGGAUAAAACAAACCGAGGGGAAGAAAGUGAUGCACCCCGCGAACACCUGGACGUUGCAGCCUCCACCUGGCAAGGACACAAACGUACGGUUUUUCCUAGACACUAAUUAAUAAGCUAGUGAAGUAACAAAUAUCGUAGCAUAUCAUUUUUAGUGAAGAUUUAAGUGAAAGAUAAAACACUUCGACGCUAUGAGGUGGUGUGCACGGGAAGAGCGCCCGGCAGCCAGGUGUGGAGCCAGCCGAGAGAAAGAUGAGUAGCAGGAAAAGGAGGAGGAGGUAUAAGUAAAUAGAAUUUUUUACAGAAAAAAAUAAUGAGGGAUGUAAGUGCCCCUCGGUAAACCUAGUGCUCUGAUGUCUCCUUCCUUUUGGCGCCGGACGAAUGAACGAGAGAACCAAGUAGUGAACGAGCUGUCUUAUCACCAUCAAAAGAGUUCACAGAUAAGACUCUUGGCAUGGUGGACGCGAGUGUGGUGACGGGAAAGCAGUGAAGUGACUGACACACGAGGCGGCGGCAGUGAUGGUGGUGGAGGGAGUGCAUAGUGGUGACAGGACGCCCCGCACCCAUCACCCCCUCACCCCGCCACCUUCCGCCGCACCCCACCACACACACAAGCAUCCGCGUCGGCCCUCCUCGUCCCAGCCACACCCGCCAAAUGAACUUCCUUCGGGCGCCCGUGGCUUCGUGUAGUGUGUAGUCGUCUAUACUUUUGUCUGCCAAAGUCAUGACAGUGUGCCCUGCGUCUGUCUGUUCGUGUUGCGCCCGCCCGCCCACCCGGUGACCGUGGCCCAGGGAAAUGUUGUUCUGUUCUCCCCAUUUGUACCGUGUGUAUAGAGUCACCUGCCUGCCUGCAUGAUGUCCCCCAGCCAGCCAACAUCAUCAUCAUCAUGCACCAUUUAGCAAAGCAUCAUUUUAUUUAUUGUUGCUGAAGUUUUCGAAAGCAAUGCGUUCAUAAGCUCGCCUGUGUUCGAAUCUACGAAAAAAAAGUGAAUUGAAAUUUUGUUUUUUAUAUAAGUUUGAUUUUUUUAUAGUCAUAAAUAAGAUUGGGAUAAACUGAUGCAGUUCGUGUGAUGAUUAAUAAAAUAUCACACUUUUUUAGUUACAAAUUUUAACCCCUAAUGGCCAUCAAAACUAAUCUGCAUAACGACUGAAAAAGAAAAAGUUCUUGCACAAAAAAACAGAAGGCGUUAGUAUACACCAACACCUGAGUUACGCUUACAUACACAAAGUUUAACUUAAAUACAACACAAAAUAAGACAUUUUACAACAAAGACGAUAACAUCAAUAAAAUAGCAUUUACCGUUGAGAUGGAGAAGAAAACAAAGUUAUGCCUUCACCUUCCACCAUCGCCGUCAUCACUACAACAAUAACAACAGCAACAACAGCGACAACAACAACAUCAACAAGCCGGGCGAGACGGACUUAGGCAGUGAGUGACGCCCGGCAGCAGCGGCGGCGGCGGCGGAGGCCACGCGUCGCCCCGCCCCGCGUCACGCUGCGGCCGCCGCGUAACCCAACACGUGCCGCAGCCUGGACAUAAUCGAGUCUUUAAUUAAAGUGGUCCCGACAUAAACGGGUUCCGAGUGACCCUAUCUCCGGGUCGCGUUACGGCAGCGGUACAGCGGAGGACCAAGAACCGACCAAUGGAGCGAACAGACGACCCGCCGACCCCUGACCCAAGCAGCUAUCACCUGAGCGUCGCGCGGCACACCGGCCCCGAGGUCACACUGACUGACCAGCGUAUACACCUGCCUGCCUGCAUGAAGCUGAGGACGUUUGUUCACCUGUUGUCAAAGAUACGCUAUUUGAAAGAGUCUAUUAUUAUUAUUAUUAUUAUUAUUAUUAUUAUUAUUAUUAUUAUUAUUAUUAUUAUUAUUAUUAUUAUUGUUAUCAUUAUUAUACAUUCUUUUACUUUUAUACAUAGAAAUGGGUAAUUAUAUAUAUUUAUCAAUUAGUCUGCGUAAUUUCAUAAAUAUUAGUACAAUUAUAAUUUUCUGCACCUGCACAGGCUUUUCCGAUCAUUGUGUAUAAAGUCUCUCUCUCUCUCUCUCUCUCUCUCUCUCUCUCUCUCUCUCUCUCUCUCUCUCUCUCUCUCUCUCUCUCUCUCUCUCUCUCUCACACACACACACACACACACACACACACACACACACACACACACACACUUUAUGAUCCCUCAACAAUCCGCGAAACUAGAUUUUAUUCCCUAAAUUGUCGGUCACUUCACACAAAAUGAAUUCUCUCCGUUGUAAAAUGAACCAUAAAUCCGAAUUCAUUAAGAGAGAGAGAGAGAGAGAGAGAGAGAGAGAGAGAGAGAGAGAGAGAGAGAGAGAGAGAGAGAGAGACGAUACUUAUUACACACACACACACACACACACACACACACACACACACACACACACACACCUAUAUAUAACCAAACAGCUACCACUACACUCCCUGCAUCCACACUCACUCCACCACACUCACUAGCAGAGGACUCCCUUUCCUCCACUUCCCUAUCCACCUCCCUCCCUCCCUUCCUCCCUCCCUCCCAUCCACCCACCGCUGAAUUUGCUGUCCGAUUUCAUACGAUUUGUAGAAUUUUAUUGAUGGUGAAUCCGACAUAAUCACGGGGACACGUCAUUACCAGCGGAAUUAACGUAAAAUGUGCACGCCGACAUUAGCGCCGCUGAUUACAGUGUGUGGGGGGGGGGAUGGAGGAUGGGGGGGGGGAAAGACAGAGAGAGAGAGAGAGAGAGAGAGA